AUGUCUUCCACGACUGAACUGCGUGCGCAAAUUGAUGCGUUGGCGCAGGAGAUUACGCGAGUAAAGAAAGAAAAGGGCGCCGCCAGUGAAGAGUGCAAGGCGCUCGUUGCUCAAAUGGCAAAACUCCGCCAGUCACUCCCACAGGACGACGCAAAGAAGAAGAAGAAUAACGCGGAAAACAAUGAUAAUAACAAGAAUAAUAAAAAGACAGCGGAACCAAGUUAUUUUGAGUCUCGAUUGGCGAUGGUGAAUUCCAUGGGACUUCUCGGUGCUGCCUAUCCACACAAGUUUCAUCGUGACUACACCAUUCCCGCAUUUAAAGCCAAAUUCGCACCAAAACUACACGAGAAUGGAGAAAGAUGCACAGAAGUGGUAACGAUUGCGGGUCGUAUUAUCAACAAACGCAGUUCCGGCUCUAAACUGCACUUUAUCACUUUACAAGGCGAUAUGGAGGUGGUGCAGGUCAUUUCCACUAUGGGAGACUAUGUGAAUGAUGGAUUUGCCGAUAUUCAUGCAAAGAUUAAGCGUGGAGAUAUUAUUGGUGUGAAGGGUGUGGCUUCACUUUCCAAGACAGGUGAGUUUUCCAUGAGUGCGAUGGAGAUUACAUUACUCUCCACCUGUUUCCACAUGUUACCAGAUGACUGGUAUGGUUUAAGUUCCGUGGAACAGCGUUUCCGUCAACGUUAUUUGGAUCUUAUUGUCAAUCGUGAAAAUGCGAAUGUUUUUAUUCUUCGUUCUAAAAUUAUAAAAUACAUUCGAAAGUUCUUUGAUGAUUUGGAUUUUCUUGAGGUGGAAACACCAACGUUAAAUCUCAUUGCUGGAGGUGCCGCCGCUCGUCCGUUUAUUACCCAUCACAAUGAACUCAAUCAGAAGAUGUAUCUCCGUAUUGCUCCUGAGUUGUACUUGAAGGAACUUGUGGUGGGAGGACUGGACAGAGUGUAUGAACUUGGCAAACAAUUCCGAAAUGAGGGAAUUGAUCUCACACACAACCCUGAGUUUACCAGCAUUGAGGCCUAUUGGGCAUACAUGGAUUAUAAUGAUUGGAUGAAUACAACGGAGGAACUUCUCUAUGGUCUCGCUAUGCAUAUUCACGGUUCUCCCCUCGUCAAGUACGCCCCACGGGACUCCGAAGGCAAUAAACUCCCAGAAGUGGUAUUUAACUUCAACAAACCCUUUAAACGUCUUCAUAUUGUCCCGGAGUUGGAAAAACGAUUGAAUGUUAAGUUCCCCGCAGAAUUUGAAAGUGCUGAAGCCAACACCUUCUUCAUGGACCUCUGUAAAAAGCAUAAGGUGGAAUGUAAUCCUCCUUUUACCACCACACGCCUGUUGGAUGCCCUCAUCGCACAUUAUCUUGAACCCGAAUGUCAUGAUCCGACAUUUGUGUGUGAUCAUCCACGCAUUAUGUCUCCACUUGCCAAAUGGCACCGUAAUGAUCCUCGUCUAACUGAACGCUUUGAACUGUUUAUUAACAAGAAGGAAAUCUGUAAUGCCUACACAGAGCUCAACAAUCCCAUUGUGCAACGGGAGGAGUUUAAGAAACAACUUAGAGAUCGUGAAAAGGGUGAUGAUGAGGCUAUGGAUAUUGAUGAGAGUUUUAUUCAAGCGCUUGAACAUGCACUUCCUCCAACAGGUGGUUGGGGUAUGGGCGUUGACCGUCUCGUGAUGUAUCUCACCAGUCAGUCAAACAUCAAGGAAGUACUCCUCUUCCCAGCAAUGAAGCCUGAAACUGCAAGUUCCCUUUCCUAUCCUCCGGGAACAUUACUGAAUGGACAGGGAGUACCGUUGCUUCAUUAA
Messenger RNA from Trypanosoma theileri, 1794 nucleotides. Its product is annotated as lysyl-tRNA synthetase. Lineage: Eukaryota; Euglenozoa; Kinetoplastea; Trypanosomatida; Trypanosomatidae. The record is from RefSeq and is a predicted model, not a curated record. Bases 1 to 1794 code for a protein of 597 amino acids. Gene Ontology annotation, molecular function: tRNA binding; lysine-tRNA ligase activity; ATP binding. Gene Ontology annotation, cellular component: cytosol; cytoplasm. Gene Ontology annotation, biological process: lysyl-tRNA aminoacylation. The transcript has a single exon.